UGUUUUGCUUUUAGUCUACGGAUCUACUCUGUGCAUUGACCAAAACUAAGGAUAACAUAAUUUUAACUUACCUAGCGUAUUUUGAAAUAUGAAAUGGCUGCGAUUGAGAAAGUGAAAGUAGUCGUUCUGGGUGAUUCAGGUGUAGGAAAAACUUCGCUUAAUUACCUCAUUGCGCAUAACAAGCCCCUUCUUUCACCGGGUUGGACUGUUGGCUGUUCUGUAGAAGUUAAGUUGCAUAGGUACAGAGAAGGAACCCAAGCGCAGAAUACAUUUUUUGUAGAGCUUUGGGAUGUGGGUGGUUCCAAUGGACAUCGAAAUACGAGAGAUGUAUUUUAUCAACCAACACAUGGUAUAAUCUUGGUACAUGAUUUAACAAAUAGAAAAAGUCAAGUGAACUUGCAAAAAUGGCUCUCAGAGAUUCUAAAUCAAGAUAAAUCCAAUCCAACUCUACAGCACGUUGAUGUGGAUCCGGAACAGUUUUUAGGAUCUACCCAAAUUCCUAUAUUAGUAAUAGGAACAAAGUUUGAUUUAGCAGAGGAAAAGCAAAGAAAGAAUCAGUAUAGAAGGUUAGCUAGUAGUAUAGCCGAGCAGUGUGGGGCUGAUGAAAUAUUUGUAAACUGCCAUCAAGCAAGGUCGCUCGCUCCGGGUACCAGCAAUUCUGUCAAAUUAACAAGAUUUUUCGAUAAGGUGAUAGAAAGACGAUACUACUCUAGAAUUAGUCCAUUUCCGGAUAAGAAAAGAAUUCCUUCGUACAUGAUUGCUACUUCUACACCUCUUUCUAGUAAUAAACCGGCGCAGUACCUUAGUCCAAGAUUCUAUCAUAUGGAUUGA
Messenger RNA from Achroia grisella, 831 nucleotides. RefSeq names its product rab-like protein 3. The record is from RefSeq and is a predicted model, not a curated record. Gene Ontology annotation, biological process: intracellular protein transport. Gene Ontology annotation, molecular function: GTP binding; GTPase activity. The coding region runs from base 94 to 831 and encodes 245 amino acids. The transcript has 6 exons. NCBI's taxonomy places the organism in Eukaryota, Metazoa, Arthropoda, Insecta, Lepidoptera, Pyralidae. Gene Ontology annotation, cellular component: endomembrane system.